Molecule: messenger RNA, 1355 nt
Organism: Brassica napus (rape)
Lineage: Eukaryota; Viridiplantae; Streptophyta; Magnoliopsida; Brassicales; Brassicaceae
Product: polyadenylate-binding protein-interacting protein 5-like
Exons: 3
Coding region: 161-616 (151 amino acids)
Molecular function (GO): ubiquitin binding
Source: RefSeq, a predicted model, not a curated record
GUAAACCGUUGACGAGGUCAAGACGACCCCUAUACGUUUUUUGAAUUUUGCAUAUAAUCACUCUACUUAUCAUCAUUUCUUUUGAUUUACAAUUGGUUUUUGAUUUGUUCAUGCAGUAACACGAUUCGUGACCAGUAACUUUAUUCCCAAGGAAAAACCAAUGAAGCCAGGAGGAACAUUUGCAUUGAAUCCCCAUGCAGCCUCAUAUGUACCACUAUCCAAAAGAGUUGAUGAUAUGGAUGGCUUGGCCACACAUAUUGUGCAGGGACAAGAACAUAUGUUCAUGCCCAACAACGCAUCUGAAAUGGCAUACAAGCUGAUAAGAGAUGAUGAUGAUUUGGAUUUGGAGAUGGAUAUAGACAUAGAUAUUGAAUACCUUCUGGUGACAUUCUCUGGUCUCUCACAAGAGUCUAUAACUGAUGUAUACCUGGCGAACAGCGGUGAUCUUGAAGCAACCAUUGAGAUGCUGAAUCAGCUUGAGAUAUACAGCACUGAAGCUCAAGAACACCUCCCAGAGACAUUGGAUAUUGGGGAUCUCUGUGAAUCAGGGCCAUCAAGCUCAAAGGCGUCAACACAAAAGAAGGCAGCUAUAGAAAUCGCUGUAUCGUCACCUUAGGUGGUUAUUCCUAAUGCAACUGUAUCAGCCUGAUCUGAUAUAUCCUUUGCUGUGAAGUUCUUAUGUAUUUUAUUUUCGGUUGCACACCCACAAUAAGUACAGGUAAUGGGGUGUGUUGUAUCAAUGAAGUUGAUUGUAAUCUUUAGGGUAAAUGAUAUUGAGAGUGAUUAAGUGAUGGUAAAAUGUAUAGUUUCUGGAAGUGGAAAUCUGAGUGAUGUGUUUGUUGGUUGGCAGCUAGUCUGGUCUUUUUUUCCUUUUUUUGUAACUCCAUUUCUUAUGAAUUGGAUUAGUAUGUUUUUUUUUUUUUUUUUUUUUUACAGGAUUAGUAUGAUUUUUACCUGUAUAUUGCCGUUUUAUUUGUUAUAUGAAAUAAUGUAAUCAUUGUAAGUUCUAACGCUUGCUUCUUGACAAUGUAGAAGCCGUAUUUUCUUUAAAAAUAUAGCAAAUAAGAAGAAAGAAAAAAUAAAUGUAUAGCAACUAUAUGUAACCUUAGUACAAUAUGUAAGACUCUUCAAAUCCAUUGUUGCAAAGCAGAGAGAGCAUAUGCCACUUCCUUCUUUUUAAGAAAAAGAAAACUCAAAAGUGUUUAAAAAGAAUUUUAUUUUAAACUUGGACUAUUGCGAGCUUUGCAUUCUACGAUGGCUACAAAGAUAUUAGUGAAACAAAAGGAAACUACAGAUACAGAGAACGCUAUUAACAGAGAUUUUGAAAUCCUCUGUUUCUUGACAGGUUCGGAUUA